GCAGGUUGCAAGAUUGGAGAUUUGGGAGCUUUCGUUGUAUAAAAAUGAUGCGCUGUUGGGUCGAAUGUUUAGUACGGUUUUCGGUGAGAAGUGAGAAGAUUGUGCCUGAAAAUGGUUAAGUUUGCCAAAUCUUGGAUUUGGCUGGUGGUGCUGCUGGCAUCACUGAAGCGGUCUUACAGUACAGACUACUGCGAUCACAAACUUUGUCCCUCGGGAAAGGCACAUAUCGGGUGCAAGAACGAUGGAAAGUUGGGUCCCAAGUGUCCCAAGGGGGCCAAACCGAUAGAAAUGACCGCCCAGCUGAAGCAGCUUAUUUUGGAUACCCACAAUAAGUACCGUAGCACUCUGGCAACCGGUGGUGUAGAAUGGUUGCCGAAAGCGGCAGUGAUGCCCACCUUGACAUGGGACGAUGAGCUGGCCGAAACGGCCCAGAUGAACUCGAACCGUUGUAUUCGCGGUCACGACGCUUGCCACAACACCGAUUUGUUUAAAAACUCAGGCCAAAACAUUAACUACUUUGCGACCUCAGCAGAUACUAUUGACGUCAACGCGCAGGUUCCAAAUCUAAUUACCAGCUGGUGGGAUGAGCGACACGACGUCAAUCAGAACAUGGUUAAUACCAUGUACGAUCCUGGCAAGAGCAUCAUGGUGUUCCAUUUCGCCGUUUUGGGCUCGGAUAAGGUCAACAAGUUGGGAUGCGGCAUAACCCAAUGGAAGCCCGACAAAGGUUGGAUCCAGAUUUACUUGGUGUGUAAUUAUUCCUUUAAUGACUUCGUUGGAAUUCCAAUCUACGUCGCCGGCGAACCAUGUUCCCAGUGUACCAAGGGGUGCAAUACGAAGUACAAGGGAUUGUGCGCCGAGGAUGAACCAGUGGCACAAGUUAUCGACUAUCCGGUUUAGUUAGAGAGUCGUUUUAUUAUACAGCGAUGACCGAUGAGUGAAACCCUCAUUGAGAACAGAACAGCAUAUAGCGAUAAGUUGUUAUUUGAAAAAAAGUAAUAAAACUCGGUGCUGGGCA
Molecule: messenger RNA, 1018 nt
Organism: Toxorhynchites rutilus septentrionalis
Lineage: Eukaryota; Metazoa; Arthropoda; Insecta; Diptera; Culicidae
Product: antigen 5 like allergen Cul n 1-like
Exons: 4
Coding region: 112-900 (262 amino acids)
Source: RefSeq, a predicted model, not a curated record